CAGUGACCUGGACAUACAAAAAAAGUAAUAUUUGAUUUUCAAUAUUCAAAUGUUUAAUAAACAAGACGCAGUCAGUGAGUAGACAAACCUAGAUCAAGUUGGAUUUUCAAGUUGUAUAUUAAAAAUAGAAAAUAGUUGAAAUAAAAUGAAGAAAUUCUAUUUAUUACUAAUAAUAGGGGCCAUAUUUAUGGGAAAUUUAAAGUUUUCUGAAGCCAAAGAUGUGGCUUUAACCUCCAAAGAUUUCCAAAAAGAAUUUCUGCAAAAACUCAGUGAAACCAUGAAAUCUUCCGCCAUCGAUUAUUUAAACAACUUUCUCAAAAAUAUCAAAAAACCCGCCAUUGUGCAGGAAAACUUUGAUCAGGAGCUUAAAAUGGCUUUGGACUCUGGCAAAGUGGAAACGAAAAUUGUUUUUAUCAAACAGUAUUUGGAUAUGGCUGAACACAAGGACACCAGUCGAGAUAAUAUAUAUGGCCGGAGAAAUGUUAAUUUCCUAAAGAAACUUAAGGAUAAAUUCUAUAAAUUGCAAGAGGAAAGUUUUGAGGAAAUGCAUCAGCUGCGCUACUUUUAUCUGUGCAAACAGUUUAAGAUACAAAAGGAAACCACAACGCCCGCCUACCACAAUUACUAUUCCCGGACCACACAACUAGUGCCCAUAAAUGACCAUAAUGUGGGCAGCAUGCUGCACAAAUUGGGUGUUAAAGACAAUCACACCAUAGCCAUAAAUAUUGCACAGUUUGGCAAUCAAUUGUACCAAAAGGUAAAUGCAGCUGGCUCUGAUGUUAUCAAUGACUAUUUGAUUAUAUUACGCAAACUUUUGCAAGAGGUUUUAGAGCCUCAAUCAGAGGAAGAAGCUAUACCACAUUCUGAGGCUUUACGCAAAAUCCUAAUAGAAAUUGAUGCUCUUCUAAACACCCCCGAUUUCUAUACCAAACGCCAGCGUCUCUAUGACUAUCUACAAAAUCAUUUAGCUUUAGACUAUGAACAAUUCCAAAGUUCUGAGAGUUCCCAGCAUGAUCUAAUGGAAGUGUUUAGCAAACUAAAGGAAAAAGGCCUUGACUUAGUGGUGGCCUAUUUAUUUAGUAAUUUCGAAUUUGUUGAUUAUGUGCAAGACCAGUGGCAGGUGUUGCUGCCACAAGCACCCAUCUCUCUGUACGAUGAACAGUCGCGCCCCCUCAAACAGAUCCAGCAGCUGUACAAAGAAUUUCAACAGGAUUUUGAAAAUUCAUCAAAAUAUGAUGCCUACUUGGAGGCUGUGAAAUUGUUGCAUGAAAAGACUCAGCAGGAUAAUGCUGACAACUCGCAUAUUUAUGAGAUGCUUUAUAGUGCUUCACAGAAUGUGGGCAGCAGUCGGGCAACAUUAAUGAAUUCAAAAUGUAAUGAAAUUUAAAUUAGUGGUUGCGGCUUUCUGUGAUGUUGGCUGUGUACGAGUGAGAGUGAGUGCAUUUGCAAACGAGUGUCUGUCUGUUUGAGUAGGUUUUUGUUAUAAAUUGUAUGUGUAGAAGUGUUUGUGGUAUAUUUGAUGUUGUAAAACUACAUUAAACAUGCUGUUUGAUGUUGUUAAAUGUGUGUGUAUCUAUGUAUGUCCUUUUGUCUUGUUGGCAAGUGAUUUAGUAAUAACAUUUAAAUUUAGAUAAUAAAUCAAGUUUGUGUAAUUUAAAUAAAGUUUAUUAUGAAAAACUUAUAAUUAAA
Messenger RNA from Calliphora vicina (urban bluebottle blowfly), 1689 nucleotides. RefSeq lists its product as uncharacterized. The record is from RefSeq and is a predicted model, not a curated record. NCBI's taxonomy places the organism in Eukaryota, Metazoa, Arthropoda, Insecta, Diptera, Calliphoridae. The coding region runs from base 146 to 1387 and encodes 413 amino acids. The transcript has 2 exons.